This is a messenger RNA of Panicum hallii, 3045 nucleotides long. RefSeq names its product two-component response regulator-like PRR73. The coding region runs from base 448 to 2736 and encodes 762 amino acids. Gene Ontology annotation, biological process: cytokinin-activated signaling pathway; phosphorelay signal transduction system. Gene Ontology annotation, molecular function: protein binding. Lineage: Eukaryota; Viridiplantae; Streptophyta; Magnoliopsida; Poales; Poaceae. The transcript is spliced from 11 exons. The record is from RefSeq and is a predicted model, not a curated record.
CGCCAUUUGGACACUCUCGCGGCCUCAUCUCCUGCUUGUCCUUGGUUGAACCUGCGCGUAGGUUCCCCCACGCGGCCGGGUCUCGGGGCGCGCGCAGCCCAUGCCACUGGCUCCCGCUUCGUCGCCGCAGGGCUACGACUCCGCGUCCUGAGUCCCGCGAGAGCUCCGGAGGUUCGCAUCCAGUGGAUCUCGGCAAGUCCGUUUCCUCGAGCGGGGCGGGUCGAAGGUGCUGCUGUUCCCUCGGGUCGAGGAAUUGGAAGAAACUGAAUUUGGGCGUCGCGAACUCAUGGGUUAAGAACAAUUUCUUCCAGCCCGGCUACAAAUUCGUAGUUGGAUUCAGCAUAUGCAUUUCUGAUGCCGACAUAGGAUGUGCUCCAUCAUCCGUGAAGUCCCUCUAGCUGCACAAAUCACCACUGCACUAUCUGUAUCUCUCUUUGAAUCGGGUUAAUGGGUAGCGCCUGCCAAGCCGGCUCGGAUGGGCCUCACAAGGAUGUGAGAGGGAUUGCGAAUGGUGUCACUGAGAAUGGCCACCAUCGGGUCGAGGCUGAUGCGGAUGAAUGGAGGGAAAAAGAAGAAGACUUGCCCAAUGGGCACAGUGCGCCACCAGGCGCACACCCGUUGGAUGAGCAGAAGGAGCAACAGACCAUUCGAUGGGAGAGGUUCCUCCCUGUGAAGACACUGAGAGUCUUGCUGGUGGAGAACGAUGACUCUACUCGUCAGGUGGUCAGUGCCCUGCUCCGUAAGUGCUGCUAUGAAGUUAUCCCUGCUGAAAAUGGCUUACAUGCAUGGCAAUAUCUUGAAGAUCUGCAGAACAACAUUGACCUUGUAUUGACUGAGGUUUUCAUACCUUGUCUAUCUGGCAUCGGUCUGCUUAGCAAAAUCACAAGUCACAAAGUUUGCAAGGACAUUCCUGUGAUUAUGAUGUCUUCGAAUGACUCUAUGAGUAUGGUGUUUAAUUGUUUGUCAAAGGGAGCAGUUGACUUCUUAGUAAAGCCACUACGGAAGAAUGAGCUUAAGAACCUUUGGCAGCAUGUUUGGAGGCGGUGUCACAGUUCCAGUGGCAGUGGAAGUGAAAGUGGCAUCCAGACACAAAAGUGUGCCAAACCAAAUACUGGUGAUGAGUAUGAGAACAACAGUACCAGCAAUCAUGAUGAUGAUGAUGAAAACGAUGAUGACGAAGAUGAUGACUUGAGUAUCGGACUCAAUGCUAGGGAUGGAAGUGAUAAUGGCAGUGGUACUCAAAGUUCAUGGACAAAGCGUGCCGUGGAGAUUGACAGUCCACAGCCCAUGUCUCCUGAUCAGCUAGUUGAUCCACCUGAUAGUACAUGUGCACAAGUAAUUCAUCCCAAAUCUGAGAUAUGCAGUAACAAGUGGUUACCAGGUGCAAACAAAAGGAAUAGCAAGAAACAGAAGGAGAAUAAAGAUGAAUCUAUGGGGAAAUACUUAGAAAUAGGUGCUCCUAGGAAUUCGAGUGUAGAAUAUCAAUCAUCUCUCAAUGAUACCUCUGUUAAUCCAACAGAAAAACGACAUGAGAUGCACAUUCCCCAAUGCAAAUCUAAAAAGAAAGUGAUGACAGAAGAUGAUUGCACAAACAUGCUGAGUGAACCAAAUACUGAAACGGCUGAUUUGAUUAGCUCAAUAGCCAGAAAUAAAGAAGGCCAACAAGCAAUACAAGUUGCUGAUGCACGUGGUUGCUCUUCCAGAAUACCCGAUGGAAAUGAUAAGAAUCAUGAUUCCCAUAUCCAAGUGACACCACAUGAGUUGGGUUUGAAGAGACUGAAAACAAAUGGAGCUACCAUGGAAAUCCAUGAUGAGCAAAAUAUAUUGAGAAGAUCGGAUCUGUCAGCCUUCACCAGGUACCAUACAUCUGUGGCUUCCAAUCAAGGUGGAGCAAGAUUUGGGGAAAGCUCAUCGCCGCAAGAUAACAGUUCUGAGGCUGUUAAAACAGACUCUACCUGCAAGAUGAAAUCAAAUUCAGAUGCUCCUCCAAUAAAGCAGGGCUCCAAUGGCAGUAGCAACAACAAUGACAUGGGCUCCAGUACAAAGAAUGUUGUCGCAAAGCCUUCGGGUAACAGGGAGAGAGUAACGUCACCAUCAGCUGUCAAAUCUACUCAACAUACCUCAGCAUUCCAUCCUGUGCCACAUCAAACAUCACCAGCUAAUGUAGUUGGGAAAGACAAAACUGAUGAAGGAAUUGCCAAUGCAGUGAAAGUGAGCCAGACAGAGGUACCACAAAGCUGCGUGCAACAUCAUCAUCACGUCCACUACUACCUCCAUGUUAUGACACAGAAACAGCCAUCAAUUGACCGUGGAUCAUCGGAUGCUCAGUGUGGUUCAUCCAAUGUGUUUGAUCCUCCUGUUGAAGGACAUGCUGCAAACUACAGUGUGAAUGGAGGUGUCUCUGUUGGUCAUAAUGGAUGCAAUGGGCAGAAUGGAAGUAGCCCUGCUCCCAAUAUUGCAAGACCAAACAUGGAGUGUGUUGAUGGCACCAGGAGCAAAAAUGUGGCUGGAGGUGGUAGUGGAAGCGGAAGUGGUAAUGACAUGUAUCAGAAUCGGUUCCCUCAACGAGAAGCUGCAUUGAACAAAUUCAGAUUGAAGCGGAAAGAUCGGAACUUCGGUAAAAAGGUUCGAUACCAAAGCAGGAAGAGGCUGGCUGAGCAGCGGCCACGGGUCCGUGGGCAGUUUGUGCGACAAUCUGGACAAGAAGAUCAAGCAGGCCAAGAUUCAGAGAGAUGACACGAGCCUACUAAUACAACAAGGUGUCUUCUUCCUCGGCAGAUCUGAGAAUUAUAGGCAGGUCUUCGCAUUGCUGAUAGCAGUCCAUUGAUUCCCAACGCUAGAGUACUCAUCAAUAAAUAAGAACCCAGUUAUCAUUUCUAUGGCUGACUCCAGAUGAACAUCAGAGUGCUAUGGAAUUAAUCUGUGUAAUAUUUAUGGGUUUUAAUGUGAUAUAGAUGCAGUGGCGGUUUGCAGCCUUCAGUUUCCGUUGGCCCUUGCAGAGACAUAUACAUAUACUUGUCAAAGAAUCUCUCUUUUUUCUUAUAA